GCCAUCAUUGAGCCCUGCACCGCGCUCACUGCUGCCAAUCAUUAUAUCAAGAUGCUGGUCGGUCGUCCAACAGCUCUCUCUCACCUUGCCAACCUCCCCCCUUUCUCUUUCUUCCCUUUUUGUUUCUAUUGAGUUUUCGUUGCCGUUCGUUUGGCACGGAAUCUUCAAGUUUUAGUUUGUUUUCUUGAGUGUUCACGACUAGACCGAUUCUCCCCGAAAGUCACGAGUCAAAACUACACCUACAAAUCUAUACCAACCCCAUAACCAACGCCAACGAUGUCGAAACACUUCUGCUGCUGUAUUCCUGUUCGUGCAGGUGUAUUCAUUUUCUCUUUGAUCGCCUUCCUGGCGAGUGCACUCGUUGCAGCCUCCAGUUGGUUCCUGCUUCACAUCAUCUUGACGGGAGAUAAUGCCGACGCUGUCAAGGACGUCGACUUCAGCAAAAUCACCACAGCAGGCAAAGUCGGUGUGAUCGUAGCAGGGUCGAUCUUUACCAUAACUGCUCUCAUCUCGCUCUUUGGUUUCGUUGGUUCGAUCCUCCGCAAGCGAAGAUUGGUCAAAGCGUACUCCUUCCUCAGCUGGAUUACCUUCUUCAUCUACCUCAUCGCGUCUGGCUUCUACUUCUACCUCGUCUUCUCAGGGAAGAACCUCUUCACUGGAUGCGAGUUCACCGAUGCAGAUGGGAAUACCUCUGAGUGCAGAGUUGAUCUCAAGCUUUGGCAAAAGAUCGUUUCUGUCGUUAUCGUCAUCGUCGGCUUGUUCAUCCACCUUUACAUCGCUGUCAUCAUCCGUCGUUACGUCGACCAACUUGAGGACGAUGAUUAUAGCCACGAAUACAAGCUUGCCAAGCACAGCAAGAACAACACUAGCACUUACGAGCCUACAUACUACCCUCCAACUGCUCAAGACCCCGCUGCACACCAGGGUCUUCUUCACUCGAACCACCAAUACCCCUACACUGAUGCGUCUCACUCGUUCGGCCAUACCAAUGCAUGAGUGUUGCAUUUCGUUGUUUUCGGUAGAGAGGGAGGAGCGUGUACGAUUGAAAUGAUGGUUGCCAGUGGUCUGCUGCCAAGACUGUUGAUGAUGAUGACUAUGACUAUGAUGAUGGGGAUGGCUGUGUGAGGUGGUGGGGAUGGGAUGCAAUGUUGCGUUUUUUGCUUUCUAUCUAUUUUGCUCUGUCACACGUUGUAGCAUCUCAUUUGGUAUAUCCCAUGGACUCUCUUGCUUUUGCUUUCUUCUAAUGCUAGAAGUCUACACGC
Messenger RNA from Somion occarium, 1262 nucleotides. NCBI's taxonomy places the organism in Eukaryota, Fungi, Basidiomycota, Agaricomycetes, Polyporales, Cerrenaceae. The record is from the annotation of a GenBank genome assembly.